Haliaeetus leucocephalus (bald eagle) is the source of this 4424-nucleotide messenger RNA. Its product is annotated as transcription initiation factor TFIID subunit 4-like. Gene Ontology annotation, biological process: DNA-templated transcription; transcription initiation at RNA polymerase II promoter. Bases 120 to 2123 code for a protein of 667 amino acids. The transcript has 15 exons. Gene Ontology annotation, molecular function: protein heterodimerization activity; RNA polymerase II general transcription initiation factor activity; DNA binding. The record is from RefSeq and is a predicted model, not a curated record. NCBI's taxonomy places the organism in Eukaryota, Metazoa, Chordata, Aves, Accipitriformes, Accipitridae. Gene Ontology annotation, cellular component: transcription factor TFIID complex.
CCCUGUCGCCCCGGCCGGCGCUGGGCGCUGCCCCCAGGAUCGUGGCCCCGCAGCUGAUCGUGAGGCCGCCUCAGCAGACCACCAUCCAGCUGCCCCCCGGCUUCACUAUCCCGCCCGGUAUGGUCUUGGUGCGCACGGAUGCUGGACAGCUUGUAAUGGUGCCUCAGCAGGCUCUAGCACAGGCUCAAAUGCAGGCUCAAGUACAGACACAGGGACAGGGUCCUGCCAGCAUUUCGCCUAGACUUUCAGUGCCCACAACUGGCCCUGUUUUUCGCCUAUCAACAGCUCAGCAACCAACUUCUGUAGCCACAUCUACUGUCCGCCUAGGACUUCCAGUGCAAGCCAAAGUUGUUCAAUCAACUGCUACACCUGUCAGUGCUACGUCUGCUGCAACUCUGCCAGGAGGCUCUAUUCUUUCACAUACCACAGUAUCAGUAGCUACAACGAGCACUCAAAAUUUAUUCAAGACAACAGUAGCAACUGGAACAUCAGCCUCUCAACAACCUGCGGUAAUUACUGGUGGACAUACUCAAGCUUCAGCACAAAACCAGGGUCAGCCUCGGCUGCCACUUCCACCUCAUACAACAGCACAAGUACCAGCACAGCCCCAGGUCAUACCAAGCUCUCCUGUACCUGGAACUACAGUUGUGUCACAGGAAAUGCAAGAGAACGUGAAAAAAUGCAAAAACUUUUUAGCUACCCUUAUAAAACUUGCUUCUCAUAAUUCACCAUCUCCAGAAACAUCUCGUAAUGUGAAAGCUCUGGUUCAAGAUUUGUUGGAUGCAAAGAUUGAUCCAGAAGAAUUUACAGGCCGUCUUCAGUCGGAACUCAAAUCAUCUCCUCAGCCAUAUCUUGUACCUUUCCUUAAGAAAAGUCUACCUGCAUUGAGACAAUCUUUACUGAAUAGUCAACAUUCAGUUUUGCAAGGACAGCCGUCUCAGCAGUCACUUCAACAAACCAAGCUAUCACAAGUUAUACCUCAAUCUGCCUCUGGAAGCAUUUCCUCUGUUGUCACAACGCAGACAAUAGGAAUAAGGCAACCAAACAACAUUUGCACAGUCUCUGUAUCAAAUACAGUGCAGCCUCCUCAGGUUAAGGUGGUACAGUCAAAUCAGAGUUCUCAACUGCAGAUUAUCCAGUCAACAUCUGCUCAAACUGUGAAACGAAACCCUGCUUGCCAGACUACCCAGAUUAGGAUGCCAGUGGUAAUAACUCAGACCAUUAGACCACAAGGCACAGUAGGGAAGGCACCAACAAUACAAGCCAGCAAAAGUCCUGGGGGCUUUGGUGUUCAGGUCUCUGCAAAUCAGAAAAACAAGCUAAAUGACCCUGGAGGUGGUUCUUUCAGAGAUGAUGAUGACAUCAAUGAUGUUGCCUCUAUGGCUGGCGUUAAUCUUAAUGAAGAAAGUGCCCGAAUUAUGGCUACCAACUCUGACUUGGUUGGAACCCAGAUACAGUCCUGUAAAGAUGAACCCUUUCUUGCUGCUAUACCGCUACAUAAACGCAUACUUGAAAUGGCUAAAAAACUAGGAAUUACUGAUGUGCCAGCUGAGGUGGUUACUUUUAUUUCCCACGCAACACAAAACAGAUUAAGAACAGUGAUAGAAAAAGUAACAGUGAUAACCCAGCACCGAAUGGAAUCGUACAAAGAUGAUGAAUGGUAUGAACAAGCUACAGACGUCCGAUCACAGUUAAAGUUUUUUGAACAGUUGGAGCGUUUAGAAAAGCAAAGGAAGGAUGAACAAGAGAGGGAAAUCUUGCUAAAGGCUGCCAAGAGUCGCUCAAGGCAAGAAGACCCAGAGCAAGCUAGACUGAAACAAAAAGCAAAGGAGAUGCAGCAGCAAGAACUUGCACAAAUGAGGCAGAGGGAUGCCAAUCUAACUGCAUUGGCAGCUAUUGGUCCCCGGAAGAAACGGAAGCUUGAUUCACCUGGACUGCUUACCAUAGGAGGAGAGGGUCUCGGUAUGUCUGGUGGAAGUCAGGCUGGCUUGGGGACUCCUUCAUCCAGGCAGUAUGCACGACAGAAAAUAACGCGCGUAAACCUCAGGGACUUCAUCUUCUACAUGGAACAGGAAAGAGAAACGAGCCAUUCUCUCCUGCUCUAUCGAGCUCUGCUUAAAUAAAGCCAAGAAUUGUACUGAUUUCUCCAUACAGAAGCUCAACUUGCAUUGAAAAGCUGUCAUUUUAAUGUGCCUUCUAUUUUUUUCAGAAGUCAAUGUUUCAGUAAUUUUGUUUUGUAAAAUUGUCAGACACAUGCAAUAAAUUCCCUUUAUGUAAAAAAAAAAAAAAUCACAAAAAACAGAAAAAAAUGUGCAAAAGGUUUCAAAAUGUUAAAUCCACAGACACAACCAACAUCAAAGUCUUGCUCCAUUUGGCCAUUUUAGAUAAGGCUGAAGUAGAUGGCGUGGAAGUUACACAAAUGGAAAGACUGCUGCAAUGGCUCACGUAAACUAUCUCACGGCAAGGAGGAUUGGGACAGGUUCACAGGAUUGGGACCUAACCAUGGUGUUAACCUGUAUGUUCACUUACGGUGCUGGUUUUGUUUUCUUCUUCGUUUUACUAGCGCUGUUUCCACUGACUAACCAUUGUGAUACCUGUUGUUAUUUUAGAUUAGUUAUAUUGCAGUUUUUUGCACAGCUAAGAGAAUCGCCACUCCACACUCUCACAAAUUUUAUAUAUUUAGGAUUUCUGCUUUUACUGCACAGCUCAUUUCCCGAGCCAUUUGCUGAACCAAAUCCUAAGUGUAUGAAAUCUGUGCGUUUGGGUCCCAGCUGAGUUACCUUGACUAGCUUCCAGUUGUUUUCUAAAUCUCUUCAACCUUUUGCACAUUUGUAGCAACUGGUUAGUAACAUGAAUCAAAGUUGGGGUUUAUUUUCUAAAAAAUAUCUUAAUUUAUUUAUUGCAAAGAGUAUGGUUUAAUGGUGGUUUUAAAAGAGAGUAUUGUUCAGUAAAGAUUUUAGAGUAUUCUAUAUGGAUUUUUAGAGUCGCUGUAAAGGAAUUGGGGGGGGCCGGUUCCGCUCUUAGGAGAACGACGGGCGCAGGGGCGAGCGAGCCCUGGCAGCCCGGUGCCGGUGCCGCCAGGCGGUCAGGGCAGCGCCGCAGGGACUGGCCAUGCCUUUGCCUUGGACGAUUGGACCCGGGGACUCCAGUCCGGAGAGGCUCAUGAACAAGCGCAUGACUUCAAGCAUAAUGAGUAGUUUUAAGUACUUAAAGGUGGGAUGAAUGCUUUUUAAAUGCUUUGCUGAAUUGGAAUUUAAGGGGCCCACACCAAAGCCAAGCGAAGUUAGUGUGAGUCUUUUAAAUGGAUAUCGGAUAGGAAUAUUAAGCAGGCAGGUGGGCACAAGUUGUACUUCAAACAUAACAGUAUUAUCAGUAACCAUGGAAGGGAGACAUUUGCUUAUUUAUCUUUUCAAUUUUUACUAUGUUACGCUUGCCACUUUUUUGAGGCAAUAUUUUUUUUUUUGAUGGGAAACCAUAGCGAAAGCACAAAUAGAACUAUUUGUCCAAUAGUUUUAAAAACAAAAGUUUUAAUUAUUUUUUAAGGUUUAUGAAAAGCAGAAGAAAAUUUAUACUGCUGCUAUUUAGCCAAAAGAUUAUUCAUAAGGUAUUUAAGGCCAGGAAGUGUAAAAUUAUGUUUUAAAUGUAUUGAUAAUUUGUACAUAUUGUUUAUAAAGGCCUUGUGUUUAUUAGAAUUACGUUAUUUUGAUGAUUUCUGUACAUAGUCGUAAAUACCCCCAAUUUGUGUGAAAACAUACUCCCUUAUUUGUACUUAUUUUGUAAAGAAAUAAAACAAUUUACUAAAGUAACACAUCGAGCGACAUACAGUAUUAAUUUAUCAAACAUGAAUUUCACAUUGUCUUGUAGUUCGUAAGCACUGUUCAGAAACAUUUUGCAUUAAAAUAUUAACAGAAUACCCACAAAGAAAUAUUAAAACCAAAUACUUCAAUGUUUUGUUGUGCUGAUUCUUAUCCUUUGUCAAACAUCUAAUAAAAUUGUCAACAAACCUCGAUGCUAUUAAUACAGUGAAUGAAUGCACUCAGCAGUUGCUUUCUCAAAAGCGAUUAGUCCAAUAAGCACAACAUAACAUUCUCGCUUUCUUUCCGAGACUUGGGAGCACAGUGGUGUAACAGGGUUGUACAGAAAGUGCUAGUGAAGACUCACGUUCUUCAAGCCACAGUUUCAGUGCUCAGCAACAGAGAGUCAGAACAAUUUUGUUCAAUCGAAUUAGGUGAAAAACCAGGCUACGUUUGCUUUUUGGCCUUCGUAAGAAAAACAUUUGCUGGCUGCGCACCACAGCUUUACUGGAGUUUCUAUGGUAUUUUAAAACCUGUUUUAGCGAUGCCGAGCAAUGUUCUUAAUUAAGUUACGUUGCUAUGGUUUAAGGCCAGAAGUAAAAAUUCAAAUCAGUUUUUGCUGAUAUUGCU